UUAUCUUCUCUCCCACCUCUUGCCUGGUGCCACCCCACCUGUAGCCAUGCGUGAGGUGGAGCCCAUGGCUGACCAUGCCCUUAUGUCUUACUUUCUUUAUCUAUUUAAUGGGGCCAUUUGGUCUAUUGUCGCUCCAUUGUCGAGCAAGAGCAUAAGCAGAGGGAAAGCAGCUCUUUUCAAUCUCCAUACCGACGCAAGCUGUAAACCAGUGCGAAGCCAAAGCCAUCCCCUUUCUUCACCCGUCUUAUCAAGUGUAAACCUAAAAAGUUCACUUUUUGAUCCCUUAACUUCGUUGUCGAUUCGUCCAUCUUCAGAUCUAUAAGAGCCCGUGUUCAGCAUAUCUUUCUAGCGUCCUUCUGUUGCUCUCCGUGUAAUCAAGAUUGCAGAGUUGCUCGCAAAUUUUGCAAAGUUUGGUGUUUUGUAAGGUCAAAAGAUUUGGGAGGCAUUUCUGGCUGGGAUGAGGGAUGUUACCUUUGUUGAUAAACUACCUGUGUACUUGCUGGCGGCCAUCAUCAAAGGAUAAGUUAAAUUUAAGCUCUGAGGCAUUAAGCCGAGCAGAUGGAGCUCUCUGGUACAGGGACUAUGGCCACCAUGCUUAUGGAGAGUUCUCAAUGGCUGUCGUCCAGGCUAACUUUAUGCUUGAGGAUCAGAGCCAGGUUGAGUCUGGUUCUCUGAGCAUGCUCAAUUCUGGUCCUUUUGGGACACUUGUUGGGGUUUAUGAUGGGCAUGGGGGGCCUGAGGUCUCUCGAUACAUCUGUAAUAAUCUGUUCUGCCACAUAAAGAGAUUCGUGAGCGAUCAGAAGUCCAUGUCCGUGGAUGUCUUGAGGAAAGCAAUCCAGGCAACAGAAGACGGCUUCUUAUCUUUAGUAUCUUCAGAGUGGUCACUAAAUCCUCAACUUGCUUCUGUUGGCUCUUGCUGUCUUCUUGGAGUAGUUUGUGAUAAAAAAAUUUACAUCGCUAACCUCGGAGAUUCACGGGCUAUUUUAGGGAGGCUCGUCAGAGCAACUGGAGAGGUUCUGGCUAUGCAAUUAUCGCCCGAGCACAAUGCAUCAGUUGAGUCUGUUAGAAAGGAGCUGCAAUUAUUGCACCCUGAAGAUUCACAGAUUGUUGUACUGAAGCACAAUGUUUGGCGUGUUAAGGGCAUUAUUCAGAUUUCCAGAUCCAUUGGUGAUGCAUACCUUAAAAAGGCAGAAUAUAACAGCGAGCCGUUGCAUGAAAGAUUUCGCCUGCAGGAAACUUUUAAAACACCGAUACUUAGUGCGGAGCCAUCUAUAUCUGUCCAAACCUUGCAUUCUGAUGAUCAAUUUCUUAUUUUUGCGUCUGAUGGGCUGUGGGAGCAGAUUAGCAACGAAGAUGCUGUUAGCAUUGUGCAGAAAAAUCCCCGUCAAGGAAUUGCUCGGAGACUCGUGCUGGCCGCUUUACAAGAAGCAGCAAAUAAGAGGGAGAUCCGAUACUCCGAUAUCAUGAAGAUUGGUCGAGGUGUGCGCCGUCACUUUCAUGAUGAUAUAUCUGUAGUAGUUUUAUAUCUCGACUCCAAUGUUGUAAGCGAAGCAAGCUCAGUUUCUUUAAAAGGGGGAGAAAUCUCCCUUCCUGCAAAUUCGGUCUCUGUUUGCAAUGCCUAUGGAGUUUAGUACCCCUUAAUGAAGGCAAAAUUUUAUGGAGAUUAGUGUAAAUAAGUUUGUGCAAAAGCAAUGCAUUUCAUAUUGUGUAAUGAAUGCUUGCAAGAUAGAUGAAUAGUUAUUAUCAAGUUAUUGCAA
Phalaenopsis equestris is the source of this 1757-nucleotide messenger RNA. RefSeq names its product probable protein phosphatase 2C 79. NCBI's taxonomy places the organism in Eukaryota, Viridiplantae, Streptophyta, Magnoliopsida, Asparagales, Orchidaceae. Gene Ontology annotation, biological process: protein dephosphorylation. Gene Ontology annotation, molecular function: protein serine/threonine phosphatase activity; cation binding. The coding region runs from base 465 to 1631 and encodes 388 amino acids. The transcript is spliced from 5 exons. The record is from RefSeq and is a predicted model, not a curated record.